AUGAUUAGACUGCACAAAUUUCAUUGCUAUUUAUGUUCAUGCAAACCCAGGAGUACAAUUAUUACCAAAAACAACAAAACAAAAAUGAAAAUCUUUUUUUUCUUAAUCCUCCUUCAUCACCAUCUCAACUUCAUCAAUGGCAUAACAUUAUUACCAGAAGAGAAAGCUUACUUUACUUAGUAUUAAAUCAGCCAUAACUGAUGACCCGCAUAACUCUCUCUCCUCAUGGAACACCACAACCCACCACUGUAGUUGGCCGUUCAUCACUUGCUCCUCCUUGUCUUCUUCUGUCAUUUCUCUCAACAUCUCCUACUUAAACCUCACCGGAAUUCUCUCGCCUGAUAUCGGCUUCCUCACCAACCUGCAAAACCUCUCUAUCGAAGGCAAUUAUUUCUCUGGCGGGAUUCCUCCUGAGCUAGGAAACUUAACCAAGUUAACAACAUUAUAUGGUGAUUACUGCAAUUUUUCUGGGGAGAUUCCAAUGGAGUUGGGGAAACUUAAGAAACUUGAAUUUUUGAGUUUUUCUGGGAACACUCUUUCUGGGGGUUUACCCUUUGAGUUGGGGUCAAUGAAGAGUUUAAAAUAUAUGGAUUUCUUUAAUAAUACGUUAUCUGGUGUGAUCCCAGAGUCAUAUUCCCUUCUUCAGAACAUAACCGAUUUUAAUCUUGCUGAAAACAAAUUACAUGGGAGUAUACCUGAUUUUAUCGGAGAUUUCCCGGAGUUGGAAUUCCUCUCCAUAGGGUCGAAUAACUUCACUGGGAGUAUUCCACCAAAGCUAGGUACUAAUGGGAGGUUGCAAUUUGUAUCUAUAUCUGAUAACAAUCUUACUGGGAGUUUGCCAGUAAGUCUUUGCAAAGGAGACAUACUUCAAAUUUUGUAUGUAUCGCAUAAUCGGUUGGUUGGGCCAAUUCCCGAGAGUUUGGGGAGUUGUAAGUCACUUGAACAAGUGAACAUGGGAAAUAAUUUCUUAAAUGGGUCGAUUCCUAAGGGCUUGUUUGGCCUCCCAAACAUUUCUUUAAUUCAGCUUAAUGACAAUCAUCUUACUGGCCGAGGUUUCGAUGAGAGUACUACUCGUCUUUUUUCAGUUAGUCUUAUAGGGUUAGAUCUCUCCAAUAAUCAGCUAACCGGGGAGUUGCCUGCUAGUAUUGGAAACUUUUCAAAUCUUGCAAUAUUAUCACUUCAUGGGAACAAGUUCACCGGAAGUAUCCCUCCAGAGAUUAGCAAGUGUGGAGCGCUAUACGUACUUGAUCUCAGCUCAAAUCAGUUCUCCGGUGAGAUACCUAAUGAGAUUACAGGUAACAAAUCCAUUUGCAAUUUGGAUGAAAUUAGCUUACUUGAUUUAUCAAACAAUACUUUGACUGGGGAAAUACCUCAUUGUCUUGGAAAUACUAGCGCUUCACUUAUGGUAUUGAAACUCCAAUUAAACAAGCUCAACGGAACAAUACCAGCAAAUUUUUCAAACUGUGAUUCUUUGAAGUUUCUACAUCUGGGUGACAAUCAACUGGAAGGGGUUGUACCCAAGUCUUUGUCCAAGUGUCGAAGUUUAAACAUUCUAAAUCUCGAGAACAACAAGCUAACGGGUAUAUUUCCUUCAUCGCUAGAUAGCCUUCCACAACUCCAAGUUCUCAGCCUGCGUUUUAAUGGCUUCUAUGGUCCUAUAGCUAGCUCAUCACCAAAGGUUAAGCACCCAUUCCCAAGGCUACAAAUUCUCGACAUCUCUAACAAUAAUUUUGGUGGUAAGUUACCAGAAAGAUAUAUCAAACACUUUGAGGCCAUGCUCAAUAUGAACGAGUCUAGUCGUGAGGGUCCUGAAUACUUGGAAGUCGGCUACUCCACGAGAUCGUCUUCGAUCGAGUUGACAUACCAUGGACAGCAACAAAACUAUCUUAACUUUUUUUCAACAAUGUCGGUCUUGGAUAUGUCCAACAACAACUUUGUUGGGCAGAUUCCGGAUGUUAUAGGGCGAUUACACUCACUUCGUCAUCUUAAUCUCUCGCAUAAUCUCUUAACCGGGAACAUACCUCUAUCAAUUGGAAAAUUAUCUUUGCUUGACGGUUUGGACCUUUCAUCAAAUAGGCUCAGUGGUCGAAUCCCUCAAGAAUUAGUUAGUUUAACAUUUGUUGGGGUCUUUAAUGUUUCCAAUAAUCUAUUGGAGGGGCCUAUACCUCGUGGUAAAAACUUUGAUACAUUUUCAGUUGAUUCAUACAAGGGGAAUCUCGGAUUGUGUGGACAACCAUUGCCAGAGUGUGGAGACAGAUACCCGAAAGUUAUCAUCAACUAUAGUCAUAAUACUACGUAUACUGAAGAUGAUAGAAGUAUUUUGUCUAUGUCAGAAUUCAUAAUGAUGGGGUUUUGUAGUGGUGUGCUAGUUGGGUUGGCGUGGGGAUAUUAUAUGUUUUCAAUAGGAAAGCCCUUUUGGUUUAUCCGGUUGGCCAACAAAAUGGAAUUGAUGUUGCUUGAUCUUUUCGAUGAGUACUUUGGUAGGCGAGGCAGAACAACAAGACAAAGGAAGAUCUGAAAAAAUGAGUGAUAAGCAUGAGUGUAACCUUGUUGUCCAUAGUUGAGCAGUAUUAUAAGUACUGUCAAUAUAUAAUAAUAAACUAAUUGUCUUGUUUAAGAUUUGUAUUUUUAUUCUCAAAACUAUCUUAUUUUUUAUGUAGUUAAGAGACGGGUAGUGUUGGAUUGGCACGUGUUGUUUUUAAUAUAAAACCGCCAAUUUGUUCAGCCUCCA
Molecule: messenger RNA, 2731 nt
Organism: Beta vulgaris subsp. vulgaris (sugar beet)
Lineage: Eukaryota; Viridiplantae; Streptophyta; Magnoliopsida; Caryophyllales; Amaranthaceae
Product: receptor-like protein 11
Exons: 2
Coding region: 482-2518 (678 amino acids)
Molecular function (GO): protein binding
Source: RefSeq, a predicted model, not a curated record